GAAAGCAUGAGGUGGCUCCUGGGCAGCAGCUUGAAACACUUUGGACAUGCUGACAGGGGGAACUAUGACUGGCUAAACAGUGAACCGGGUGGGCCACUUCUGGAAACAGAGCUUCAGAGCAGACAGCAGACAAGUUCCACCAAAGACGACAUAGAGCCCUUUCUGUGUAUUAUCCUGCCUGCCACCAUGAUGCUCUUCCUGGCAUUCCUGCUGCUCUUCCUGUACCGCCGCUGCCAGCGCCCCGCUCCGCAGGGCCAGAUCUUCAGCAUCGACCUUCCCGAGGCCCUGCCCGAGCACGAUGGGCCCCACUUCCUCUCGGCCCUGCCCUGGAGCAGCGAGCAGAGCUUCCACUACUCCACGCUGGUCCCCGACGCCACCUUCCUCUCGGUGUGCCUGCCUCCGUCCUACGAGGAGGCCACCAUGAAGGCUUCCCUGGAGGAGGCUCGCGCUGAGGCCUCUCCAGACCCAGUGCCUCCCUACGAAGAGAGCAGCAGCACCAAGUGAACUUCCCACGGAAGGAGAACCUUAGCCGAAGCAUGCAGCACAAAGGUGGAACUGCUCUGGCCUUUAAGAUUGGUGAAACGGUUCCAAAUGAGGCACAAAACCAAUGAAUUUAUGAAGGAAGAAACUUGAAGCAACAGAGACUGCGUCUCUCUUCACCUCAUCCCAGGAUUCCCUACCUUCCAUUUGUGGCAUGUGUGCACACGGUGUGGCACCAAUCCAAUCCAGACUGGUAACGUGGGGAUUCUAGUUAACAAACAUGUCGCGCAAGGAUUAAACUUAAGGAAAGCUGGGAAGCUCUUCCUCUGUAAUCCCUCAGCUACAAUGAAAUGUCAAUAAUGCUAUAGAUUCAGCAAUCACAAAAAGGGCUUUUAGCACAUACAUAUUCCAGUUUGGGUUGUUGUU
Zonotrichia leucophrys gambelii is the source of this 906-nucleotide messenger RNA. It is a transcript of the gene SMIM28, whose product is annotated as small integral membrane protein 28. Bases 7 to 504 code for a protein of 165 amino acids. The transcript is spliced from 2 exons. The record is from RefSeq and is a predicted model, not a curated record. NCBI's taxonomy places the organism in Eukaryota, Metazoa, Chordata, Aves, Passeriformes, Passerellidae.